AUGGCCGACGCCGCCCUGGGCGCGGCCGUCUUCGAUGUCUGUUCGGGCGUCGCCGCGCGCGCGACGCGCGGCGUCGUCGACGAGGCGGCGGGCCGCCUCGAGUUCCGCCUGGGCAUGGUCGCGGCGCGCGUCGCGUCGCUGGGCGUCACCUUCCGCUUCGAGGCGCCGGCGGCGGCGCCGGCGCCGUCGACGGCCCUCGCCGUCGUGGAACCAUCGGUGGCGACGCGGGACCCCUGGGCCUGGUCGUCCUUCGGCGACACGAACGCGAGCCGGCGCUGGACGGCGGCGCUCGACUGGCGGGAGGCGGCGCCGGGCGUGACGUUCGCGUCCGAGAAGGACGAGGCGCGCAUGGCGCUGCCGGACGGCCGCACGCAGCUCGACCCCAUCGUCGAGACCUAUCUCGGAAACAACGCGGCGCGCGUCGUCCGCGCCGUGCGGAGCCGGAGCCGGAGCCGCCAGCACGGCCGCCCGCUCACGGGCCCCAUGAAGCCGCGGACCAUGGCCGAGGCCGUCGCCGCCUGGAAGCGGCGCGAGGCGCGGCGGGCGGCGCCCAUGACCCUCGCGGAGCGCGAGACCCACUGGAACGGCCGCACGCUCGGGCCUCCCUUGCCCGCGUACGACGCCGUCGGCGACGCGCACUGCACCUACACGCUCGGCGUCGCCUUCGCCGCGUCGCCCUACAAGGCGGCCCUCGAGGCGACGCGGCCGGGCUACCGCGACGACCUGCUCCGCGCGCCGCGCGUCUACCACCGGCCCAAGUGGCCGACGGCGACGCACGCGUACAAGGACGACCCCGUGCUGCCCUCCUUCUCCGUGUCGUCGUGCAGCGAGCCGGGCCCGGACGCGCGCCACGCCCUCACGUCCGCCGGCGCGGCGGCGCGCCGCGACGCGGCCUACGGGUCGUCCGUGGCGCACGCCGAGGGCCGCCGGUCCCGCGUCUACCACGUGCCCCUGUCGCGGACGGACUACAACAGCGGCAGCCUCCACCCGGUCCGCGGCUCCCUCGGGCCCGAGGAGGGCAGCCUCCACUGGGCGUCCGUGCCCGCGCGGAACUGGUUCAAGCUCCAGUCGGAGAAGACGCGCUCCUUCCACGGCGACAGCUGGAUCGAGAUCGUCCAGGCCAACGCGAUCCACGCGACGACGCGCGACCUCGCCGUCGAGAACCGCGCCAUCUCCAACCCGAAGCUCCGCAAGCGCGGCCGCGCGAGCACCGUCGCCGAGCCCGUCGCGCCGCCCCAGCUCAAAGCCGGCUUCCACCGCACGGCCAAGCAGCCCCUCCUCAAGCAGAAAACCAAGAAGCUCAUGAUGGUGCAAAAGUCCGUCGCGGCGAUCAUGCAGGCCGCGAAGAAGCCCGUCGUCGGGCGGGCCAAGUCGUGGGUCACCAAGAAGCAGAAGCCGAGCAAGCUCGUCGACGUCUUUUUGCAGUUCGACCACGACGACGCGAACGCGCUGGACUACGCGAAGCUCGAGGCGCUGCACCGCUUCUACGGCGAGCCCCUCGACGCGCACCAGCUGCGCGACGACGUCGACACCUUCGGCGACGACUACGGCGCAAUCGACUUCGCGGGAUUCGUGCUCCUCGCGCGGCGGCGGCAGCGGCGCGGCGGCUUCCGCGGCUUCGAGGACGCGGCCGCCGCGUCGGACGACGCCGCCGCGGCGCGGCGCGAGGCGGAGCUCGACGACCUCCUCAUGCGCGCCCAGGCGGCCGACGCCCUCGCCGCGGCCGCGCCGCGCGCGCCGCGCAAGGCGGCCGCGCCGCAGUUCGACCGCCCGCUCUCCGGCCUCCGCACGUCCGCGGACACGGCCGCGCGGAGCGGCCUCAACUGGGGGCUCCUCAACGACGCGGUCAAGCGCCGCGCCGAGGACCGCGCCGAGCUCGCCUACAAGCCAGAGCCGCCGCGGCGGAAGCGGGGCGGCCGCCGCCGCGUCGUCCCCUACGACACGGCGUUCUCCGCGCCCUCCAUGCUCAGCAUGGAGAUCAGCGACAUGUUCGCCGCCGUCGAGGCCGCCGUCGUCCAGCUCGCGAAGCCCUCCCAGACCCUGAGCACCCACGUCUCGAGCGCCAUGGACGUCGCGACGCCGCAGGCCAUGGACGCGGCCAUGGCCGGCGCCGCGCCGAGCUCCGGCGCGGCGGACGCGAGCAGCCAGAGGCAGGACAGGUCGCCGACGCUGCAGCCGACGAGGCACCGCGUCGUGUUCCGCGCGGCGCGGCGCCACGACGGCGCGUCCGCCCAGAACGCGGCGGACGACGCGCCGGGCAUGGUCCCGCCGCAGGACGGCGCGCCGGGCGUCGUCCCGCCGCGGGACGGCGCGGCGGACGGCGUUCCGCCGCGGGACGACGAGGCCGCGCGCGACGCCGCGGCGACGGGUCGCCCGGCGUUCGCCUUCGGCGCCGCGCCGGCCGGCGGCGGCUUCGGCGCCGGGAGCAGCUUCAUGGCGUCGGCGAAGCCGCCGCCGCCGCCCGCGCCCAUGGAGUCGUCGCCCGCGCCGCCGCGCGCGCCGCCGGCCGCCGCGAACGGCGCCGCGCGGCCGUCGUCCAAGGCCGACAAGGUCGCGAAAUGCAACAAGGCCUUCCUCGCGUGGCUCCAGCGCCAGCGGGCGGCCGCGCCGUCGGCGCCCUGGACCGCCGGCGUCCGCGACUACGUCGCCUACGUCGAGAAGCUCGAGCGGCUCGCCGGCGACGCCGCGCCCGCCGCGCCCGCCGCGCCCGCCGCGCCCGCGGCGCCCGCGGCCGCGCCGAAGCUCUUCGCCGCCGAGGCCGCGGCGGCGCCGAAGCCGGCCUUCGGCUUCGCGCUCGGCGGCGGCGACGCCGCCGCGCCCGCGCCCGCGAAGCCCGCGGCGCCGCUCUUCGCGUUCGGCGCGCCCGCGCCCGCGGCGCCCGCGGCGGACGCGGCGCCCGCGAAGCCCCUCUUCUCCUUCGGCGCCGCGGCGCCCGCGGCCGGCGCGGCCCCCGGGGGCUUCUCCUUCGGCGCGGCGCCCGCGGGCGGCGGCGCGGCCCCCGGGGCCUUCUCCUUCGGCGGCGGCGCGGCGGCGGCCGCGCCGGCGGCCGCCGGCGACGACGACGAGGCCAUGCCCAAGGAGGAGCUCGUCGCCGUGCAGCGGGGCGACGACGGCGACGAGUCGACGGUCUUCGAGUCGCGCUGCGCCAUGCGGCGCUACGACAAGGGCGACGGCGGCGACGCGCCGCAGUGGCGCGACCUCGGCAAGGGCCAGCUCCGGGUCAUGGAGCGCGGCGACGGCGACAAGCGCGUCGUCGUGCGCAACGACGUCGGCAAGGUCGUGCUCAACUUCGCGCUCGCGGCGGCGAUGAAGGUGCGCAAGACCAAGGCCGGCGUCGCCGUGAGCGCGGACAGCGGCGCGGGCGUCCAGCAGUACCUCCUCCGCACGAAGGCGCCGCUCGAGGCCGCGCACCUCGCGCCCGCGACCUUCGCCGACUGA
Messenger RNA from Aureococcus anophagefferens, 3438 nucleotides. RefSeq lists its product as hypothetical. The coding region runs from base 1 to 3438 and encodes 1145 amino acids. Lineage: Eukaryota; Pelagophyceae; Pelagomonadales; Pelagomonadaceae. The transcript is spliced from 5 exons. The record is from RefSeq and is a predicted model, not a curated record. Gene Ontology annotation, biological process: intracellular transport.